Molecule: messenger RNA, 543 nt
Organism: Epithele typhae
Lineage: Eukaryota; Fungi; Basidiomycota; Agaricomycetes; Polyporales; Epitheliaceae
Exons: 3
Coding region: 1-543 (180 amino acids)
Source: RefSeq, a predicted model, not a curated record
AUGGCCUCCCAGUUCUUGGAUUACGCCGCCUACGACAUUGAGGUCACUUGCGUAGUCAGAGCCUCCGAUCUCGUCGCAAAAACGGCCACCAUCAGCCAAUCUUGGCCCUUUCCUGACCCCAUUUUACUCGACAUCUCUGAUUUGAACGAGGUCACCCCUCCCGUUACUCACCUUCCUCUUCUCCCACCGACUAACAUCUUUCAGGAAACUCGCUCCAUCUUUGUCGAAAACAGACAUGUCCAUCUCAAAGGCUAUAUCCUCGGCAACGGCAUCGUCAACGUCACCGAGGCUAGCGUUUUGAACGGCCCAUUUCGUAGAGGCUCUCUCACCAACCCGCUCACCGGAGCGGUACAAGAGCUCGAAGUCAGGCUCGCAAGAAGAACAAUCUGGCCACCCGACACCAGCACUCCGGAGCAGAGUGAAGACGAUGUGGGGUCCUCCGACGGCGAAGGCACUGACGAGGAGCACGUGGUCUCCGACUCCCUCUCCGACCCAGACUGGGAGAUGGAAGAGGGGUCAGAUGAGGAAGACGAAGAGGACUAA